ACUAUAUUCGCGAAAAUGUAUUGCACCAAAUGCAAAGGAUACCGUGAUUCUCGCUACUCUUCCUGCGGUGGUUCUUGUGGUAGCGGAAAUUGCCAGCAUGUUUGUGCCAGUUGCGGGGAGCAUUCCUUAAUCGAUUAUACGGUGCAAAAAGUUGGUGAUGAGUUAGGACUUACUAAAAGUAAUCCAAUUUUAAUGCAAUUUCAAGAAAGAAUGGCUCGAGUAAACGCUGGUGGUUGGAGAGAUGAAUUUACCAUGAGAAUUGACGAAGCUACCGUAGAUGGUUACCGAGGACCUACUCGUUAUGUCACUUAUAACAAAAAUAAAAAAUUUCAAAUCACAGACAAUGUUUUUGUUGUUAUUGAUAAAAAGAAGGAUGGGAAAUUUCGUUGUGAAGAAACGAUUAAAUCGUCUGAUUUUCAAGAAGGAAAAGAUUACAUUGUUGAAAGCAAAGAUGAAUAUUCCCUUCUUUCUUAUGAAUUGAAAAAGCGUGUUUUGAAUAUUCUUAACACUUUGAGGAAUUUCGUAGGGAUAGGGAUAAACAAGGAACAAAGUAAUGAUGAGAAGGCAAAUUUGAUAAUUCAACCUGUUCGUCCUUCUUUGGAUGACUUAAACCCAGCCAUUAGGGAGUUUAACAGUUUAUUUAAAUCAGGAAUAAAGAAAGAUAAAUUAUCCUUUGUAAUUAAUGCGGUUAAUUCCGAAGCCGAGAAAAAAGCCACCCACGAUUAUUUAGCCCAAACCGAUUAUUAUAUUUGCCCUCUUUCUUUACCUGAUAAAAUUUCUUAUCGGGAAGUUCAAAACCAAGGAUUAAGUAUUGCAGAAGUCAAAUAUAAGCGAUUAA
Messenger RNA from Ambispora gerdemannii, 838 nucleotides. Lineage: Eukaryota; Fungi; Glomeromycota; Glomeromycetes; Archaeosporales; Ambisporaceae. The record is from the annotation of a GenBank genome assembly.